Prunus avium (sweet cherry) is the source of this 1736-nucleotide messenger RNA. The record is from RefSeq and is a predicted model, not a curated record. NCBI's taxonomy places the organism in Eukaryota, Viridiplantae, Streptophyta, Magnoliopsida, Rosales, Rosaceae.
ACCAUUUCUUUCUCUCUCUCUUCUCUCUUCUUUCUUUGAUUGUGAGAACACAGAGCUCUGGAAACUCACCUUCGAGAACAACAUUCCCGAAGGAAACCCUAGAUUCUCUCACCAUACAGUCACUUGCCGGAGAAAAUAUUCAGGAAAAGAAGAAUCUUGUAUCGCAAGUCCAAGGUUCUUCAUUUCGCAUCCAAUUUCAGCCAAAUUCCACAUUUCCGAUUAAACCCUAGAUCCCAAAUUCAAUCCAAGAAAAAUUAAAGCCCCAAGUAAUUCAAUUUUGUCGCCGGGUAUGGGUAAGGUUUUCAGAGAAACCUCCAGGCCCUCGUCUUCUUCAUCCUGCCCGGCCUCUUCGUCGCCCCCGACAACCACAUCGACGUCGAUCACCGAGACCGUCAACGGGACCCACCAUUUCAAGAUCACGGGUUAUUCUUUGUCCAAAGGGAUUGGGAUUGGGAAGUACAUAGCGUCCGAUACGUUUAAUGUGGGCGGGUAUUCGUGGGCCAUCUAUUUUUACCCAGACGGCAAGAGCGUCGAGGACAAUGCCGCGUACGUCUCGCUCUUCAUCGCGCUCGCGAGCGAAGGAACCGAUGUGAGAGCUCUCUUCGAAUUGACCCUUUUGGAUCAGAGUGGGAAUGAGAGGCACAAAGUGCAUAGCCAUUUCGGGAGGACCUUGGAUAGCGGUCCCUACACGCUCAAGUAUCGCGGUAGCAUGUGGGGUUACAAGCGUUUUUUCAAAAGAACUUCUCUGGAGACAUCAGACUACCUUAAAGAUGACUGCUUGUCAGUGAACUGUAUGGUUGGUGUUGUGAAGUCACACACGGAGGGGCCAAAAAUAUACUCCAUACCAGUACCACCAUCCAGCAUGGGCCAUCAGUUUGGGCGGCUACUGGAAAGUGGAAAGGGAACUGAUGUAAAUUUUGAAAUUGACGGCGAAAUUUUUGCUGCUCACAAGUUGGUACUAGCAGCUCGAUCACCUGUAUUCAGGGCCCAACUAUUUGGUCCUAUGAAGGAUCAGAACACUCGGUGCAUAAAAGUUGAGGACAUAGAGGCUCCAGUCUUUAAGGCUUUACUUCAUUUCAUUUACUGGGACUCUCUGCCCGACAUAGAAGCGCUUACUGGAAUUAACUCCAAUGGGUCUUCGACUUUGAUGGCGCAGCAUCUGCUUGCAGCAGCGGAUCGGUAUGGCUUAGAUAGACUCCGGUUGUUAUGUGAGGCAAAUCUCUGCAAAGAUGUUGCGAUAAACACUGUGGCAACGACAUUAGCAUUGGCAGAACAACAUCACUGCUUCCAGCUGAAAACUGUGUGUCUCAGAUUUGUUGCAACACCUGGAAAUCUAUCAGGUGUGAUGCAAACAGAUGGUUACAAACACUUGAAGGAAAGCUGCCCGUCUGUUCUGACUGAACUCUUGGAAUAUGUAGCUAGAGUUAGUGAACAUUCUGUAUCUCUAUGCAGGCAUGGGAAUGACGCUAUUCUUGAUGGUAGUGACAUCAAUGGCAGGCGGGUGAAGCAAAGGCUAUAGUGAACUGAGCUUUUUGAACAUCUUCCAUGUAGAAAAACAAAAUGGAAAGAGAAAGAAAAGUGAGGAGCGAGAUUAUUUCUAGGUUUAGAAAUAACUACUAGUUUUUUAGGCUUGUUAUUCGAAAGGAUGUUGAUGUCUCUGUUGGCUUGUAAUUGAAAGUUGUAGUACUUACUGUUUUGAUUGAGAAAAAGAAAAAUUCAAUUCCCUGGUUUGUGCC